AUGGGCAAGAGUGGGGCCAAAUCACUGGGUCAGAGCAUCCUGAUCUUGUUGGGCAUUCCCAAUAUCUUAACACUAUACAGAGGCUGGUGGAAGCAUGGCCUCAGAGGUGAGUUCCAGUGCGCCCAUGGGAAGAAGUGCAUCCCUGCUGCUCAGGUGUGUGAUGGGAGGGCCCAGUGUCUGGACCAUUCUGACGAAGUCAACUGUUGGAAACAAACUAAGAGCUGUGAGUUCCACUGUGCUGACAGCAAACGCUGCAUCCCACGGAAGUUCCUGUGUGACGGAGACAAAGACUGUCCAGAUGGCACAGAUGAGGUCGGCUGUGAUGCCCUUCAUGGUAGAGUGACGGUACCUCCUACCCUCAGGACUACGUCUCGUUGUAUCAGUCCUUCAGCUCUUUGUCCAGGUUCAUCAGUGUGUAUCUCUCAGAAUCAGAUCUGUAAUGGACAAAAAGACUGUCCUGAUGGCUUCGAUGAGGAGAACUGUAUGUACGAAUGUAAAAAUCCAGCUGAUUUCUUGUGCAGUGACCGGAGCAAGUGCAUCCCUAAAAGAUAUGUUUGCGACAAUCGCAACCACUGCUCUGAUGGAUCGGAUGAGAAGGAGUGUAAAUCUACGCCCACAACUCCAAGUCCGACUAUACAAGCGUCUGUCAGCACCAGGCCGACCCCUCUGAGGUGUCGCAUUGGCUUCAGGUCAUGUAAAGACGGUCUGGAGUGUGUUCUCUACAGCCACGUGUGUGAUGGAGAACCUGACUGCAAGGAUGGAUCAGAUGAAGAGGACUGUGCUACCAAAUGCAAAGAAGGGCAGUUCCAGUGUUCUCAUGGCAAGAAGUGCAUCCCACAGCAGCAGGUGUGUGACGGUCACAGCGGCUGUCAGGAUCGAUCUGAUGAACUGAACUGUACACGUCUAAGUGAGGGCUGCCAUUUGUUCUGCGAUAACAAAACUCGCUGCAUCCCAGAGACCUUCCUGUGUGACGGCGAGAGAGACUGCACCGACGGGUCAGAUGAGCAAAAGUGUGGUUUGGUGCCCUGUGCCCCACAUGAGUACCGGUGCACUAGCGGUCAGUGCGUUGACGAGGCCCUGAGAUGUGACGGUUACGCCGACUGCAGAGAUCAUUCAGACGAGAAGGGCUGCUCCAGACCACCACGCUGCCCAACAGAACUCCAGUGUCCACACAGCCAUGAGUGUCUGCAGAAAGAGUGGAUCUGUGAUGGGGAGGAAGACUGCAACGACGGGUCAGAUGAGAAGAACUGUGAGACUCCACCAGUAGAAUGCAGGGAAUACCAGUGGCAUUGUGGGGACAGCAGUCAGUGCAUCCCUCUGUCCUGGAGGUGUGACGGGACGACAGACUGUCGAAAUGGCAAGGACGAGGACAAAUGUAGCCAGAGAAAAUGUCCCACUCACCUGUAUCAGUGCAGCAGCGGUGAGUGUGUGGAGCCCAGGCUGGUGUGUAAUGGCAUCAGAAAUUGUGCUGACAGAUCAGAGGAAGGAGUGGGAUGUGUUCAGCGUAACUGCUCCAGUCCAUCUGCUCCCCGGUGUGACCACCACUGUGUCAGCACACCAAACGGACCGAGGUGUUACUGCGCUGCAGGUUUCAAACUCCAUUCCUCUGGUUUGUCUUGUGUUGAUAUUGACGAGUGCAACGCAGCGCCGCACACCGUUUGCAAACACAUCUGUCUGAACACCCGUGGGUCCUACGUCUGUCACUGCCACCCUGGUUUCUACCUGGAGCCAGACAACAAAAGCUGCAAAACUGAAGAUGAGCCUGUGCUCCUGGCGUCUGUGCAGUCUGAGAUGUUACUUCUGGGGGUUCAUAGCGCCACCUUGCGUCUGCUUUCUGCUCGGAAUCGUCCAGUUUUCUCAUUGGAUUACGACUGGGCUCAACAGAGAGUUUAUUGGCUCAGCUCGAACUACGAGAGCAUCCGAUGGACAGACAUGAACAACCCCAACAGCAAAGGCACCCUGAUUAAAGGAGUGAAGUCAGAUUUCAUCGCCGUGGACUGGGUGGGUAAGAACCUAUACUGGGUUGAUGGCCUGGUGGGUCAGAUUCUGGCGGUGAAGCUCAGUGAUGUCACUUUGAGGUCUCAGAACUACACUGUGGUCUUGGGUGAAGAUCUGGAGCAGCCAAGCUCAUUGGUCCUGUUGUCACACAGAGGGUUGAUGUUGUGGUCUGAGAUUGGCAGCACUCCUCAGAUUGAGCGAUCUGGGAUGGACGGUUCAAGGAGGAAAGUGGUGGUGAGCCGAGGCUUGAUAUGGCCCGUCAGUUUGACCUUUGACCUCUUGGACAGCAGGAUAUACUGGGUAGAUGAGAAGCUGCACUGCAUUGGCUCAGCCUCUCUGGAUGGAGAUAAUGUCAAGAUUCUCCAGUUAGCUGAAACCCCAAGUCCUUUCUCAGUUGCCGUUUUCAACGAUCGAAUCUUCUGGUCGGACACAAAGAGAAGAACUAUUCGCUCAGCUGACAAGAACACUGGAAAAGAUCAGAAGAUUCUCCUUAAGAGACCAGGGCAGCCUUUUGGACUAAAACUGAUGCACGCCUUUUCCCAGCCGUCCAUCUCCAGCCCCUGUGACCAGAUGCAGUGUUCCCAUCUGUGCCUGUUGACUCCAGCAGGGAGGGGGCGAAUAGGACGACCCACGGCUGUCUGCAGAUGUCCAAAGGGGCUGCUGUUGUCUAAAGACAGGAUCACCUGCUCUCUACCUGCAGAGUUGUCAUUCAUCCUGCUCCUGUCCCGGAGAAAAGUUUAUCAAAUUCCUUUACAGUCUAUGCAUCGUGAUGGUGUCAACCUCAAGAAAAUGCCAAAUAGUCGUGUUUUAUCCCUUCCUGGACUGACUGAGGCCUCUGCUCUGGACACCUCCAUACCUGGGCUGUCCCUGUAUGUGGCUGAUGCGAGUCAAGGCUUUGUGGAUGUGAUGAAAAUGAGCAGCUCCAGGUCUAGGCAGGGACUGACACCCGCUGGACACAUUCUAAAGCUGACGGAUGAUGUCGUCACAGCACUGGCAGUUGAUUGGGUGACCUCCAACCUCUACUGGAGCAGCACCCAGAGGCGUGAUCUCCAUGUGACUGCUCGUAAUAACAACUACACCACAUUAGUGUUGACAGCAUCAAUGAAGGAAACUACAUCAAUUGCACUUCACCCCCCGUCCAGUAAACUGUGCUACUCAGCAGUAGGGACAGCAGGUACAAAGAGCCAGUCAGAGGUGAACUGUGCCUGGAUGGAUGGCCGUAAAAAGGCAUUGCUGUGGAAAAAAUCCACCAUUCCCACCUCUCUGGUCUUUUCCAAUGACGGGACUGUAAUCUACUGGGCUGACGCAGCUGAAGGGAUCAUCAGUUGCAUCGGACUGGAUGGAUCUGGGUUUAGACAAUACAAAACAGGCCCAGGUCUUCUCACCUCCCUCACAUAUGUUGAGAACAUCCUGAUCUGGGUCACAUUGGAUAAGGAUGUGACCAAACUGUGGUACAGUGAUGGCCUUCAGCCCAAACAGCUGUGGUUUGAAACAAAGACCAGCUUGAUAGAAGUCAAAGCCUACAGCAACAACAGCCAGUCUGGAACAAACAUGUGCUCCAACAACAACGGUGGAUGUGUCCAGCUGUGUCUGCCGUAUCCUGGAGGCCGGACAUGUACCUGUGGGCGGGGCUUCUACACAGUUAAUGUGACUUCCUGUUCGCCCCUCCCCAUCUGCCCCGCCCAGGAGAUAUCCUGCUCCGAUGGCAGCAAAUGCAUCAGCAGCAGGAAGUUCUGUGACGGACGCUUGGACUGUGAGGACGAGUCUGAUGAGCAGGACUGUCCAAACAAAAUCCCCGCCUCAUCUGGGAUCGAAACUCCUCCUCCCCAGUCUUCUCCUUCCAGUAGUGGCAUUGAUGCCAAAAACGUUUUUGCAGGUUUAGCCAAUAAAGCCUCAAAGUCAUGUGACCUCCACUGCAACGGUCACGGCACCUGCAUCACAGAAGGGACAGCCUCUCGGUGCCGGUGUGAGGUUGGUUACACCGGGGAGUUCUGUCAAGAGGCUGAAAAAGGAAAAGGCCAUGCAGGUGUCGGCCUGGGUCUCUUCUGCCUCAUCUUCAUUUUGUUGGCUGCUGCUGUCUUUUAUGGAAAAAGGAGAUCUGUGAUGUUAAUGUUUAAUAAAUCAAAGGAUAAAGAAUCUCUGGUGGGAAACAUCAUCCUGCCGCCUGAACUGUUUGAUUCAGAGUCUGAGGAGGUGGAGUCCCCCAUCGAUGUGAAGAAUCCUCAACUGGGUUCAGAGUCACCGAGCCUCAAGUAGACUGAGCGGUCUGGAUUUAAUAACAGAUAUGGACCGUCCAGUUGGUGUCCCUGUAACUCCAAAAAUUUCAAAAUACUCAAGUAACAUCUCACAAUACAUUUCUCUACUUGCCAGCCUUUGGAUAUAAAUCAUGUUUCUUUGAA
Molecule: messenger RNA, 4397 nt
Organism: Sphaeramia orbicularis (orbiculate cardinalfish)
Lineage: Eukaryota; Metazoa; Chordata; Actinopteri; Kurtiformes; Apogonidae
Product: low-density lipoprotein receptor-related protein 8-like
Exons: 26
Coding region: 1-4254 (1417 amino acids)
Biological process (GO): receptor-mediated endocytosis
Cellular component (GO): apical plasma membrane; signaling receptor complex; plasma membrane
Molecular function (GO): hormone binding; calcium ion binding; protein binding
Source: RefSeq, a predicted model, not a curated record